CAUACUUGAGCAACACAUUAUACCAUUUUACUAAACAUCACAGCAAGAAAUAGAAGUGAAAAAGAAAUUUAAGAUGGUGAAGGCAAAGAUCAUUUUCGUUCUUUCGUGUAUGAUGCUGCUGUUGAAUUUAUCCACUGUUCAUACUCAAGGGGAUGAUGAUAUAAAAUGGUGCCCUAAGCAGGAGAUAUUCGGAGGAGGAUCCUGCCCAGAAUGGGGGCCGCGUUAUCAAUGCUUUCUUGACUUUCUAGGGAAGUACGGAGCAAGUAGUAUGCCAAAGAAUUGUGAAUGCCAAUCUUCAGGAACUGAUAAAAGAUUGUGCACUUGUGACAUUGUUUGUUCACAAUUUUAGUUCAAAAAAUUGCCAGAGCAGCAACAAGUUUUGGUAUUUACUAGUUUGAUGGGUGUUUCAUCCACAAUAAUUCUCAAAGGUUUGCAAAUUAUAUGUGGUCACAGCCUGAAAAAGAAAUUUCCUUUUUUGCCCUUA
Molecule: messenger RNA, 484 nt
Organism: Ricinus communis (castor bean)
Lineage: Eukaryota; Viridiplantae; Streptophyta; Magnoliopsida; Malpighiales; Euphorbiaceae
Product: putative defensin-like protein 244
Exons: 2
Coding region: 74-349 (91 amino acids)
Biological process (GO): signal transduction
Source: RefSeq, a predicted model, not a curated record